Ilex paraguariensis (yerba mate) is the source of this 328-nucleotide messenger RNA. The record is from the annotation of a GenBank genome assembly. NCBI's taxonomy places the organism in Eukaryota, Viridiplantae, Streptophyta, Magnoliopsida, Aquifoliales, Aquifoliaceae.
AUGGCGCUAGUGCCUACAGUUACUCAACCCGUCAAUGAAGGACACUUGUUCGCGGAACUGGAUAUGGGUGCCGACUCCUCUGCCCCCACGGUCCGAGCAACCCUCGUUCAAGCUUCUACUGUCUUCUAUGACACCCCUGCUACUCUAGAUAAGGCUGAGAGAUUACUGGCUGAAGCAGCGUCUAAUGGUUCCCAACUGGUGGUGUUUCCAGAAGCAUUUGUCGGCGGUUACCCGCGUGGAUCAAAUUUUGGGGUCACUAUUGGUAAUCGUACAGCUAAGGGUAAAGAGGAAUUCCGGAAUUAUCACUCUGCAGCCAUUGAUGUGCCUG